CGCUUGCCGCUCGUUGCCAUUAAAAACAAGCAAACUAUUGGAGAAUGUGAGCUUUUCACCAAGUACUUUGAUCCCAUCUUGGCAUCGCUAUUCUCUGAUCCUGACAGAAAAGUGCUCCUUCGCUGGUCCAACGUCAUGUCUGAUGAAAAUGACAAGAUCCGCCCUGACGCCACAAUUUCCAAGCUACGGCAGCGCGACUUUGGGCCCAGUCUUGGAUAUGGAGAGGUCAAAGUUGCACGUCCCACCAUCGAUAACCACGCGCUAUGCCACGAUCUUAUGCGUUUGGCAACUCUAGCAAAGGAUACCAUUGAUACCAAUGCAUUGGAAGCCGCUCUGACCUUCCAGGUGCAUGGUUUUCAUAUCACUUUUUUUCUGACGCGCCUCCGCCACGAUGGAAUCUAUGUGAUGCAAGAAGUUGCGCAGCUUACAUUUCCCCGGUUUUUAGAAGAGCUAGCAACAUUUGUGUCCUUGAUCAAUUUGCGCACAUUGAUG
Molecule: messenger RNA, 492 nt
Organism: Zychaea mexicana
Lineage: Eukaryota; Fungi; Mucoromycota; Mucoromycetes; Mucorales; Lichtheimiaceae
Exons: 1
Source: RefSeq, a predicted model, not a curated record